AAUAAUGAACUAGAAAAGAACUGAAGAAAUCUGAAAACUCAACCAGUCCACUGGAUCCCAUAUAACUAUAAUUAAUGGACUAGAACUCAUCUGAAACUACCAAAUUACCCUUCGGAACCCUAAUCCCUCUUUCAUCCAACUAAACUCGGCAAUUCAGGAAACUCAUCUGUUUCUUGAUUCUGGGUUCUGGGCGUCAAUGGCGUAUAUACGCAGCCUCACUACCAGAUCAACCCUUCUAAAACAGCAGUACCGCCCUGCAUUUACUUUCUCUCUUCAUCAUCAAGAUCAUUAUGAUGAUCACAAACAACACAACAACUCCAUUGAUGAAUUCUCAUAUGUUCAAGAAAGGGGAUUUCGUAGCAAAAGCAGCGGCAGCUUUAAUAUUAAAUCGUUUCAAGAAAUUAGACUCAGGGAUGCUUAUUCUCUUUCGCCAAGUAUUGGGGCUUCCUUCUGUCGCUACAUGUCGACUACAACAGUUGGGGAAGGGUCUGAUCAUAAAAUUGAGCUGAUGAGUGAUGUUGCUGAUGUAGUGAUUACAGACACUAGUGCUCAAUCCGUUGCUGCAGCUUCUGCUGUUAACGAGGUUGCUGCUGCUGCUGCUGAUUGUUUUCCACCUGUUGCUGUUCUUCAUCAUAUUAUUGAUGCUGUUCAUAAUUUAACUGGUUUCAAUUGGUGGGCUUCAAUUGUUUUAACAACUUUGGUAAUUAGAACUUUAAUGGUUCCGCUGAUGAUAAAUCAACUCAAAGCUACUUCAAAACUCACUCUCAUGAGGCCACGUUUGGAGGAGAUCAAGCAACAAAUGCAAGAUACUGGUAUGGAUCCUGCAACUAUAGCUGAAGGCAAUAAACAAAUGAAAAUGCUUUUCAAGGAAUAUGGUGUGAGUCCUUUUACUCCUAUGAAGGGGCUCUUUAUUCAAGGUCCUGUCUUUGUCUGUUUUUUCCUAGCUAUCAGAAACAUGGCAGAAAAUGUGCCGUCCUUCAAAAACGGGGGAGCAUUUUGGUUUGUUGAUUUGUCGACACCAGAUAGUCUAUAUAUCUUUCCAGUUUUGACAGCAUUGACUUUCUGGAUCACUAUAGAGCUCAACAUGCAAGAAGGUUUGGAAGGAAAUCCUGUUGCUGGUACCAUGAAAAAUAUAUCUAGGGUCUUUGCUGCUCUUACAGUUCCAUUGACCAUGGGUUUCCCCAAGGCUAUAUUCUGUUAUUGGGUAACAACCAACUUAUUCUCGUUUGCUUAUGGUGGAGUGCUUAAACUUCAUGGGGUAAAGAAGUUCUUAGGUGUUCCUGAAAUACCUGUGGCUCCACCAAGUGCUACCUCGCAGUCUUCCUUCAGUUUGUCAUCAGCUCUAAAACGAGCCCUUGCAGCAAAACAGGAACCUGCCACAUCAUCAUCUUCACCUUCAGAUCUUAGUCAGAAGAUUCAAACUCUAGAGAAGCAAGUAAAGGGAAGAAAGAGAAACGCGAGGCGGUAGUCGAGUACUUUUUCCUGUUCUGGUGCUCACUAACCUUUUUCUUUUUGCAAUAACCAGAAAUGAGGUAAAUGUAGUAUCAAUCAUAUUCUUUGUUUUCUGAUAAAGGAAAUAGCCAAGAGAUGGUAGCUCAUAUAAUUUUAUUAAGUGGGCAAAAGGGUUGAUGCCCCAUUAUUUCAAUUAAUUUGAGUAUAUCUUCACAGAUAAUAGUUCAGCACAAUGUUAAAAGUACUUGUAGCUGUAGAAUUGAGGUUGUGGUGCUGGUCACAUAUUUCCUUAGUAUCUUGGUUCUGCUAAAAGAUGAUUCUACCGCA
Molecule: messenger RNA, 1779 nt
Organism: Ricinus communis (castor bean)
Lineage: Eukaryota; Viridiplantae; Streptophyta; Magnoliopsida; Malpighiales; Euphorbiaceae
Product: mitochondrial inner membrane protein OXA1
Exons: 9
Coding region: 197-1468 (423 amino acids)
Biological process (GO): mitochondrial respiratory chain complex IV assembly; protein insertion into mitochondrial inner membrane from matrix
Cellular component (GO): mitochondrial inner membrane
Molecular function (GO): membrane insertase activity
Source: RefSeq, a predicted model, not a curated record